This is a messenger RNA of Trichoplusia ni (cabbage looper), 2467 nucleotides long. It is a transcript of the gene Nup54, whose product is annotated as probable nucleoporin Nup54. The transcript has 13 exons. The record is from RefSeq and is a predicted model, not a curated record. Gene Ontology annotation, biological process: NLS-bearing protein import into nucleus; protein localization to nuclear inner membrane; nuclear pore organization. Bases 262 to 2004 code for a protein of 580 amino acids. Gene Ontology annotation, cellular component: nuclear pore; nuclear pore central transport channel. Gene Ontology annotation, molecular function: structural constituent of nuclear pore. Lineage: Eukaryota; Metazoa; Arthropoda; Insecta; Lepidoptera; Noctuidae.
AUCCCCAUAUUUUUCUAAACGAUGAUUGUUGAUUCGGAUACGUUUAGAAACGAAUAAUCUAGUUUCAAAUGUCAAUGUCAAGUCAAAUCUCAAACUGUUUACUUCCCCUUCGCGGUUUGCUUGUUUCUGCGUUGUAACCUCACAUUUUCUGAAUUCUGCUACAGUAUUUUAUAUUUUAUUUCACUGUGUUUACUGUUUUAUGUUUAAGAUUAAAUUAUUAAGUGCAUGGAACCUUGAGUGACGAAAUUAACAGAGUACAGGAUGGCUUUUUCUUUUGGAGCCCCAAGUACUCAAAGUUCAACUUUUGGUGCUGCUGCUAAACCCACUUUUUCAUUUGGGGGUGCUACGACAACAACUACUAGCUCUGGAUUUGGUUCGUUUGGGGCGCCUGCCACUUCUACUGGAUUUGGAACAUUUGGCGCUCCUGCCACCAGCACUGCACCAUUUGGGCAAUUAGGAAGUGCACCAGCAUCAACUGCUCCAUCUUUGUUUGGCGGUACGGGAUUUGGAGCUGCCGCUGCUAAGCCUGCCACAGGUUUUGGAGCUACUACCUUUGGUUCUAACACAUUUGGCACUGGCACUGGGUUUGGAACAGGAGCACCAACAUUUGGUAGUGCAGCUCCAGCAUUUGGGAGUACUGCACCAACAUUUGGCAGUACUGCACCAACUUUUGGUACCAACACUCUUGGUGGUUUUGGUACUGGAAACACAUUUAACUCUUCAUUUGGGGCCAAGCCGGCCACAGGCUUUGGAGGUUUCGGAAGUAAUCUUGGAUCAUCAACUCAAUUCGGUCAGCCACAGCAACAGCAACAACAACAGCAACAACAGCAGCAAGCUGGCCCAUCAUCAGCACAUGAAGCAUUGGUAGCUGCAGUCUUCAACUGUAAUGUGUUUGGGGAUGAGCGCGACCAGGUACUUGCUAAAUGGAACCUGAUACAGGCAAUGUGGGGAAUUGGCCAAGCAUACUACAGCCGUAAUGCCCCACCACUAGAACUAAAUGAACAGAACCCGCUAUGCAGGUUCAAGUCAGUGGGCUAUUCUCGCCUUAGCGGUCGCGACGAUAAAGACGGCCAUGUCGCCAUGAUGUUCAACAAGUCUGAACAGGAUAUUAAAAAUAAUCAACAGGCUCUAAUAACGUCUCUGCAGGGUUUGUUGGGAAACAAACCAAACUUAGCAGUCAAUAUUGAAUGUAUUAAAGCCGUAUCAGACACCAAAAGCCAGGUGGUGAUAUUCGUGGUGGACAAGGGCGCGGGCGGCGCGCCGGUGUCGGCGGGCGAGCUGGCGGGCUUCCUGUGGGGCGGCGGCGCGCGCGCGGCGCUGGGCGGCGCCGGCUGCGUGUCCGUCACGCCCGUCACCGCGCCCACGCCGCAGAUGCUGGCCCACUACCUGCAGACGCCGCCGCCAGGUAUGGACAAGCGUCUCUGGAAGCAAGCACAGGCAGACAAUCCUGAUCCUGAGAACUACAUUCCAGUGCCCAUUAUUGGAUUCUCUGAGAUAAAGUUUCGCAGCCGCUGCCAGUCGGAGCAGGCGCGGCUGCAGGCGCAGUGGUUGCAGCGCGCGGCGGGCGAGCUGGCCGAGCUGCGCACGCGCCGCGCCGCCGCCAGCGCGCGCCUCGCCGACCUGGCCGCGCGCCUGCACGCGCGCAGGCACACGCUGCUGCAGGUGGUGGCUCGCCGUGAGGUCAUAGGUCGCGUUGGCGCCGCUCUGAGUCCGGAGGAGGAGGCUGCACGGGCGCGCCUUCACGAGCUGACGUCACAACUCGCAGCCCCUCCGCUGUAUAACGGUCGGUUGAAUGAGCUGCUCUGUGCGGUGAGACUGCAGCGCAGCGCCAGCACAGGCGCAUCGCAUGAACGCUACCAUCUGGAUCCUGGUGCACAAGAAGAUGUGAAGCAGUUUUUGUCUCUACAACAGAAAGGGAUGGCUCACCUGUUGGACACAGCGCGUAAGGACUUGGCCGCACUCGGUAUUAUUGCCGAGGGCAUGUCGCGGCUUGUUAGAGCUUAACCUGUGACAUCUUGAGCCCAUUCAACGACCAUUGAUCCAGGGUUGGAAUGAGAGAUUUUGGUCACUGUAAACAGAAAAAGAUAACACUAUUCUCACCGUAUUUUUGUACUAGGAAUAAAUGAUAUCAAUUGAAAAUAACCCUACUUUACUUUGGGUAGAGUUUCUUUGAUCUUUUUAAACUGUAAUCUUAUAUACUUGGAGGGGUACGGGGUAGGGAUCGAACCUCUUAGCCCUUAUUACCAUGGAUCGGCUACUGAUUGACCUACAAUAUAUUUCAUAGUAUUUUUCUAAUUAAACUUCGACAUCGAGAAGCAAUCUGAAUUUAAACAAAUAUUCCUACAUUUUUAUUGUAAUCUAGAUAUUUCAUAACUACAUUAUUCUUCGAUUUGUGCUUUCGAAGAAUCUUCUUUAUGAUUUCCUCAUAUUUGUUAUGCAAAUGUUGAAUAAAAGUCGAUUAAAUCUG